AUGGUCCUCAUCUGCUACGACAUGGACUUUCAAGCCGAGCACGAGGAGAUCGGACAUGCCCGCCUCUCGCUCCUCGAUCUAGCCACAGGCGCCCCAAAUCGCCUGGUUCAACUCAGGCUCCGCCAUGCUGAUCGCGGUCGCAUCUCGUUCAACUGCGUCAUCCAGGAGCUCUGCCCCGUCGAGCUGAGCCUCUCUACCGUCCGCCUCGACCGCGCUUCGGCCGAGGCCGCCCUCGUCGACCUCGAGGGUGCGUUUCUCGAGCUCGACCUUGCUGGCGAGACCAUGACCACCGAACCGUGCCUCUUUCACCAGCUUCCGUCAUGGGACGCGCGCAUGUUUGGCGAGCCGCUGGUCAAGACGCUGACGCUGGAGAAGAUCCGCGCGCUCACGCUCUCGUUCCGGCUCUGCAUGCUCGGCCACGGUGACCGCAAGGUCUGCAUCGCCAGCAUCGACUUUGACGUUUCUAGUCUCUUGGACAGCAUCGACGUGGCUGCCGCCGAGGCUGAACUGGCUUCAGGCACCGCACCACUGGCACUGGCGCUCCCGUUCUCCCGCGAGCUCGUCCUCAACGUUGGCACACCCAUCGGCCCUUUCAGCGGCUCGCUGCACCUGACCAACUAUCCACGGCUCCGGCAGGCGCCGCACGACAUGGAGCGCGCCGCUGCGCUCCAGCGGCGCAUUGCCGCCCACGCCGAGGUCAAUCCCUACGCCGACGCUGCAGCUGAGCUUGCCUUUCUGGCGCAGCCAAGUGCGCCGGCGAGUACGUUUGUGACCCAGAGCCACGAGGCUGACGCCAACAGCGGAGACAAGGCCGAGGCUGAGGGUGAUGAUGGUACGGGAGCGGAAAUUGACAUCAUGACUAUUGCUCCUGACCCUGCGUCCGAGUCUGGCGAGGAGUCGGACGAGUCGGAGGAUGCCGGCGGCGAGGGUUACGGUUAUGACGGGCCGAACGCUGCUGUGGCUGCUGUAGUCUCUGCGCUUGACACGGGUGCGAUCGAGCCAGUUUUGGAGGCGAUGGAUCAGCUGCGCGGCAUGUUUCAUGCUACGUCGGCUGUCAACGAGGACGAGUCGGGCUCUGACGAGCCGUUUGCAGCCGUUGCUGCCCAACUCGAGGGCCCGCCGCCGGUCCUGCUUGCUCUUCACUACGUAUCAAGCAAGCCCGCGCUGGCGAGCCUCAUCGAACCGCUGGUGGAAAAGGCAGGCUUUGACUUGGAGACGGUCUCGGUUGCCGGCCUCGCGCCGCUAGACGUAGCGGUCCGGAGCCAGGCGUACGAGUGCAUGACGGCGUUGCUCAAACUCCUUGCGCGCCGGUCUGUCAAGCGGCAGCAAGUUGCGCGUGAGCGAGCAAUUGAGCUGGUGCGCGCAGAGCGCGAGGCGCGGGCAGCCGAAGCCAAGAAGCUCGGCGGGAGCAGUACAGGAGCAACAAGUCGGCGCAAGACAACGCGCGGCCGCGGCAAGGGACGUGGUCGUGCGCGCGUUCGCGGACGGGGUCGCGGGCGGAGUAGCGGGCGGCGUGGCGGUCGUGAUGGCGAGCGACGGGCGGUCGGCCGCGGAUCGUCAGCGCUCAACACUUCGCUCACCUCGUUGGAGAGCUUCAGCUCGGGCAGUGUCCCGGUGGUCAAUCCAAACUACAUCGAGGUAGAGAGCAAUGCCUUUGCGGCGCGAGUGGAGACGCUGUUCUCUGUCUGUCGAGUGCCCAACUACCGGUAUGCAGAACCGCUGAUCCGGUACUACGGACAUGCGCUUGCCAGCGCGCGCGACGAGAACGGCAACACGGCACUGCACCUGGUUGCUGCGGUGAAAGAGGGUGAUGAGAACUCUAUUGUUGCACGUGAUGUACUGUCCAUCACGCGCGACCUCAUUGCGGCCGGCGCUCCGCUUGAUGCACAGCGCGCCGAUGGGGCGACACCGCUCUCUCUCACGCUCGCUGUCGGCUCGUUUGGUAUGGCGCAGAUGUUGCUCGAGGCAGGGGCAGACGUGAAUCUGGCGGAUGCCAAGGGCCAGACUGCGCUCAUCAUUGCGGUCCAGAUGGGGCUGGACGACAUGAUCGAGAACUUGCUUGCGCACAACGCGGACCCCAACGUGUGCAACACGACAAGCCAAUCCGCACUCCACAUUGCGGCGGCGUUCAACAAGUACUCGGCCAUACCGCGGCUGCUCAAUGCAACCAAGUAUGGUGCAAACCAGGACGCGUACGCUAUGCGGCUCGACGCCGAUGGGCGGACGGCGCUGCAUGUGGCGGCGCUAAUGGGUCAGCUCGACGCGCUGGAGCAGUUGCUCAAGUAUCCCGCGGUCGACAUCUCAGCGCGCGACGCCAACGGACUGACUGCGCUUGAGCUGGCCAAGUCGGACGAUGUGCGGCGCGAGUUGCAGGCGCACGGUGCGACCAAAGAGAACGACGCCGCGCUGUUAGCGGCGGCCGAUACCGGCGACCUGGCAACAGUUCAGCGACUGGUCCAGCCGAUCGGGGAGGACUCGUCGCUGCAGCUCGCGUUUGCCGACGCUACCCAUUCGGUCACAGCUCUGACCGCCAUGCACUAUGCGGCACGGCGCGGACACACCGAUGUGAUGCAGGCGCUGCUGGAGGCCGGCGCCAACGCCAAUGCCGUCUUUAACCUCAUGGGUUGGACGGCGCUGUACGCGGCGGCCUACCAUGGGCGGGAGGCCGCGGUCCAGCUGCUGCUCGAGGCUGGGGCUGAUCCGCAGACCUGCGACCUCGAUGGGAUGACACCACUCCAUGCAGCGGCGGGCAAGGGCCAUCUCUUAGUCGUCACCACGCUCCUUGGCGCAGGUGCCGACGUCGAGGGGCGGACCCACGCCGGAUGGACGCCGCUGCAUGUGGCGGCGUACAACGGCAAGCUUGAUAUCAUCCGGGCGCUGCUUGAGUCUGGUGCCGAGCCGGGCGCCAUUGCCGAUCUUGGGCGCUCUCCACUGGACUAUGCUGCUAACGCCCAGGUAGCCGAGCUGCUGCGUAGUGCCUUGCGGUCGCCGAUGCCGUCUCCUCGGGUGUAG
Thecamonas trahens ATCC 50062 is the source of this 3012-nucleotide messenger RNA. RefSeq names its product ankyrin repeat protein. The transcript has a single exon. The record is from RefSeq and is a predicted model, not a curated record. The coding region runs from base 1 to 3012 and encodes 1003 amino acids. Lineage: Eukaryota; Apusomonadida; Apusomonadidae. Gene Ontology annotation, molecular function: protein binding.